UUUAUAUGGCCAGACCAGGAAAGAACCGCCCAAGCUGGGCGGAACCGGUUCGCGCCCCCUCCACCACUGGGGCAAGGGACGUCUCCGGGAGAUGAUGGCCCAAGAAGGAUCGAGGGGCAAGUGGGUACCCCCCUCCAAAACACACAUACACAACGGGCCUGCCACCUCCCCAGGUCUGAUGGUGGAGAAGCCAGGAACCUUCAACCUGGCUGCCCCAGGGGAGGAUGAGAAAUUCCGCAGCCCUCAGCUGAGAUUGGCAACCAAGGCUUUAUUCCCUGGUAGACUUUGCAGGAAACUUGCCAGGGGCAGCUGAGGCCGGGUUCCGGGUGGUCCACCAGCCAAUUACCUGGCCCUUGCCUGCCCCCCUUUCUUCCCGGUGGCCACCAUCGGAUCGCAGGAGCUGCCGUGGCCUGACUCAGCCAAUAUGGAGGGGGGUGCUGGGACUGUCCCCUGUGAACACUUUGAGGCCAACGUGCUUGCCCAGGGUUGCUGUCAAAACUGCUUUCACCCCGAGGAGGCCCACAGAGCGAGGAGCCAGGAGCCGGGGAGCCCUCCAGGUGCUGAGGUGCCUUACUGCGACCUGCCUCGCCGCCUGCCUGUCUCUGAGGGUCCUCUCGGUUCCUCGACCUCCGGCUGCCAGUCCGUGGUGGGCCUGGGCCUUGGGCCAGGGCCAGAGAGGGGCCCGUCAGCAGGGUCCUCUGCAGAGGGCCCCACAGCCGCCCCCAGGAGCCAGGGCCAAGAGGCAGUGCCCUACCUGGAGGGUCUGGCCUCCUCCCUGAGCGGCAGCUUCGACGAAGGUCCCGACUCCGGCACCAGCUCCAGCCCUGAGUGCAACACCCCUGAUGAUCCCAGCGACUCGUCCUCCGUGGACUGGGACACUGUUGAAAGGCAGGAAGAGGCUCCCAGCUGGGACGAGCUCACCGUGAUGAUCCCAAGGAAGCCCCAGGAGGGGCCCAGAGCUGACAGUGCCCAAAGGGUUCCAUGUCCCGUCACCCGGGCCCCUGCGGGAGGAGAUACCGCAGGCCAGAGAAAGGAAGACACCUGCAGCGGGAGCCGAAGUGCUGGUCAGCACUGGGCCAAGCUCCGGGGAGAAAGUGGAUACUUCUUGGAGCAGCACCGCUCAGCGCUGACCCAGGCUUCCUGUGCAACGCCACAGAGCGGACCUCGAAGUGCCACCCCCCAGACUUCCUCUCUCCAUCGUUCUACCCAAAGGGACGUUAUCCAGACUGCUUCCACACAGCUCGCUAACCCCCGAGCCUCCUCUCCCCCACAAAUCACCCAACGGGACAACCCCAGGACCUCUUUCACACAGCAAAACACCCCCAGAGCAUCCUCUCCUUCAAGACUUGCCCAACGGGAUAACCCCAGAGCCUCCUCUCCCAACAGAACCACUCAACGGGACAACCCCAGGACAUCCUGUGCCCAACGGGACAACGCCAGAGCCUCCUCUCCCGACAGAACCACCCAACGGGACAACCCCAGAGCCUCCUCUCCCAACAGAACCACUCCACGGGACAACCCCAGGGCAUCCUGUGCCCAACGGGACAAUCCCAGGACCUCUUCUACCCAAAAGGACAACCUUAAAACCUCUUGUACCCAAUGGAACAACCUCAGAACCUCUUCUACUCAACGAGACUACCCGCAAUCUUCCUCUCGGCGGGACAACCCUGGAACUUCCUCCCCUCGAUGCUCCACUCAACGGAACAAUCCCCGGAAUGCUUCUCCCCAUCGUACUAACAAAGAUAUCCCCUGGGCCUCCUUUCCCCUUCGCCCAACCCAGAGUGAAGGCCCCCGAACCUCCUCCCCAUCUCGCUCCAAGCAAAGUGAGGUCCCCUGGGCAUCCAUUGCCCUUCGGCCAACCCAAGGUGACAGGCCUCAGACCUCAUCUCCCAGUAGGCCAGCUCAGCGUGACCCACCCUUGUCCUCCUCUGGAUCUACUCAGUAUAGCCCACCACCCCGGGCCACUUCCUCUUCCCAGAACCUGGGCCACCACAGUGCCUCCCGGACUUCUUCACCUCUGUACCCUGCUACCCGCGGGGCAGCCCAGACCUCUUCUGAGCCCUCCCAGCCUCCAUGUUCUGUGUGUAUUGGGCAUCGGGAUGCUCCUCGAGCUUCUUCCCCUCCUCGCUAUUUGCAACAUGACCCCUUCCCUUUCUUCCCAGACCCCCAUGCAUCUGAGAGUGAAUCACCCCACCACAACCCCCCCUAUAUACCCCCAGCGGGGGGCAGGGGACACCGGGAUGCCCCCCGGGCCUCCUCACCCCCCCGCCACGCCCAGUUUGAUCCCUUUCCCUUCCUCCCAGACACAUCAGAUGCUGAGACUCAGUCCCCCCAGCACGAUCCUCCUCAGUUCCCCCCACCUGUAUGUAUCGGGUACCGUGACGCACCCCGGGCCUCCUCCCCGCCGCGCCAGGCCCCAGAGCCCUCCCUCCUGUUCCAGGAUCUCCCCAGGGCCAGCACCGAGAGCCUUGUCCCCUCCACAGACUCUCUGCACGAGCCCCCCCACAUCCCCACCCCUGUGUGCAUUGGGCACCGGGAUGCCCCCUCCUUCUCAUCCCCACCACGCCAGGCCCCUGAGCCCUCCCUUUUCUUCCAGGAUCCCCCAGGGACUAGUAUGGAGAGCCUGGCCGCCUCCACCGACUCUCUGCAUGGCUCCCCAGUGCUGCCCCCCCAAGUGUGCAUCGGACACCGGGAUGCACCUCGAGCCUCCUCCCCGCCCCGCCACCCCCCCAGUGACCUAGUGCUCCUGGCAUCCUCACCUCCGCCGGGCAGCUCGGGGGGCUCCCGGGGCUCGGCGCCCCCUGGGGAGACCAGGCACAACUUGGAGAGGGAGGAGUACAGCAUGCUGGCCGACCUGCCCCCGCCCAGGAGGCUGGCGCAGAGGGAGCCAGGCCCCCAGUGCGGCAACGGGGGCCGUACCCGCAGCCCUGGCCGUGCAGAGGUGGAGCGCCUCUUCGGGCAAGAGCGCAGGAAGUCCGAGGCGCCGGGGGCCUUCCAGGCCCGGGACGAGGGGCGGUCGCAGCGGCCCAGCCAAGGUCAGAGCCAGCUUCUCCGAAGACAGUCCAGCCCUGCCCUCAGCAGGGAGGUAACCAAGCCCCUUGCGAAGCAGGCAGAACCGGCCCGGCGGAGCCAAGCGGAGCCCCCUCAUCCCAGGAGCCCCGAGAGGCGGCCUGAAGGGGACCGGAGGCUCCAGGGGUCCUCGCUGCCCCCGAGGACAUCAGCCCGGACCCCUGAGAGGGAGCGGCGGCCAGAAAGAUCUCUGGAAAGUGGCCGGGCAGGCCCAAGACAGCCUCCGGGGGGCCGGCAGAGUCAGGAGGAGUCCCCAGGUGCCCAGGGCCCUCACAGACACCUGGAGAGAGGCUGGGACAGCCUGCCAGAGCUGUGUCCUCACCAGCCCACGAGCCCCCCGGAGAGCUCCAGGGUAGGCCCCGAGACGCCCACCACCACGGGCCGGGGUGCUGAGGGAACAUGCCCACAUCGGCAUAGCCCUGAGAGGCGACCCGAGCUUGACUGGAGGGACCUCGUGGGCCUCCUCGGGGCACUCCGAGAGGGGGCCUGGGCCUGCAUGGAGGCGUCGACGCUCGCCUCCCGUCUUCCCAGGCUAGACUGGGAAGGCCUCCUGGAGCUCCUGCAGGCCCGGCUGCCCCGCCAGGACCCAGCUGGACACGGGGGUACGCUGGCCACUGCUUCGGGGCCAGAGGUGGCUUCCCCAGCCACGAACGGUACCCUGGAGCGAGAGCGACAGGGCCAGCCUGACGGCUGGGUGGAGGCCACCCUAGUCAACGGACAGAAAGCUGGGCCGUGGCCCCAGAGCUCUGCCCAGCCACCCAGCCCUGACUACGUCUCCACCCAGUGGCCAAAGACCAAAGUGACACGUGGACCGGAGACCUCGACUAUGGCUAGUCUGGAGGAGAUGGGCCAGCCAGGGAGCAGGAGCCCUGCAGAGGGUCCCAGCUUGCCAGAGUGGGAGCCCCUGGCCAGACACACGGGAGGAGCUCAGCCCCAAUGGAUGAGUGAUCGGUGCCUGCAAGACGCAAAUGGAGGAUGGUUCCAAUCAGAGGAGCCUGAGGAAUCAGAACCAAGCAAAGGCCGAGACUCACUGACCGACCAGAAGCAGGCAGAUUCGGCAGACAAGAGGCCAGCGGAGGGCAAGGCUGGGAGCCCACUCAAGGGCCGACUGGUGACCUCAUGGCGGAUGCCCGGGGACGUUCCCACGCUGUUCAAUCCGUUCCUGCUGUCUCUGGGGGUCCUCAGGUGGCAAAGGCCCGAUCUGCUCAACUUCAAGAAGGGAUGGAUGUCGAUCUUGGACGAGCCUGGGGAGUGGAAGAAGCAUUGGUUUGUGCUGACAGAUUCAAGCCUUAAGUACUACAGGGACUCCACCGCAGAGGAGGCAGAUGAGCUGGAUGGCGAGAUCGACCUGCGCUCCUGCACGGAUGUCACCGAGUACGCGGUGCAGCGCAACUAUGGCUUCCAGAUCCACACCAAGGAUGCUGUCUACACCUUGUCGGCCAUGACCUCGGGUAUCCGGCGAAACUGGAUCGAGGCUCUGAGGAAGACCGUGCGGCCAACCUCUGCCCCGGAUGUCACCAAGCUCUCGGACUGCAAUAAGGAGAACACGCCGCACAGCACCCAGAAGGGCUCCCUGAAGGCGGGGGAGCAGCGGGUGGGCUCUGAGGUCAUCGGUCGGGGCGGCCCGCGGAAGGCGGACGGGCAGCGGCAGUCCCUGGACUACGUGGAGCUCUCCCCGCUGACUCAGGGCUCCCCGCAGCGGGCCCGCACCCCGGCCCGCGCUCUCGACCGCCCGGCCAAGCAGGAGGAGCUGGAGCGGGACCUGGCGCAGCGCUCCGAGGAGCGUCGCAAGUGGUUUGAGGCCACGGACGGCAGGCCCGUGGAGACGCCGACCGGCGAGGCGCCGCGCCGGGGCCUGGGGGCCCCCCUGACCGAGGACCAGCAGAGCCGCCUCAGUGAGGAGAUUGAGAAGAAGUGGCAGGAGCUGGAGAAGCUGCCCCUGCGGGAGAACAAGCGGGUGCCUCUCACCGCCCUGCUCAACCAAAGCCGCGGGGAGCGCCGCGGGCCCCCGCGUGACAGCCACGAGGCGCUGGAGAAGGAGGUCCAGUCUCUCCGCGCCCAGCUGGAGGCAUGGCGCCUUCAAGGAGAGGCCCCUCAGAGUGCACCCAGGCCCCAGGAGGACAGCCAUAUCCCCCCGGGCUACAUCUCGCAGGAGGCGUGCGAGCGCAGCCUGGCCGAGAUGGAGUCCUCGCACCAGCAGGUGAUGGAGGAGCUGCAGAGGCACCACGAGCGGGAGCUGCAGCGGCUGCAGCAGGAGAAGGAGUGGCUCCUGGCCGAGGAGACGGCGGCCACGGCCUCGGCCAUCGAAGCCAUGAAGAAGGCCUACCAGGAGGAGCUGAGCCGGGAACUGAGCAAGACACGGAGUCUCCAACAGGGUCCAGAUGGCCUUCACAAGCAGCACCAGUCGGACGUGGCGGCGCUGAAGCGGGAGCUGCAGGUGCUGUCGGAGCAGUACUCGCAGAAGUGCCUGGAGAUCGGGGCCCUGACGCGGCAGGCCGAGGAGCGUGAGCACACGCUACGGCGCUGCCAGCAAGAGGGCCAAGAGCUGCUGCGCCACAACCAGGAGCUGCACGCCCGCCUGUCAGAGGAGAUCGACCGGCUGCGCGGCUUCAUUGCCUCGCAGGGCACCAGCGACGGCUGUGGACGCAGUAGCGAGCGGAGCUCCUGUGAGCUGGAGGUGCUGCUGCGGGUGAAGGAGAACGAGCUCCAGUACCUGAAGAAGGAGGUGCAGUGCCUCCGGGAUGAGCUACAGAUGCUGCAGAAGGACAAGGAGCGCUUCACUUCGGGAAAGUACCAGGAUGUGUACGUAGAGCUGAACCACAUCAAGACACGGUCAGAGCGGGAGAUCGAGCAGCUGAAGGAGCACCUGCGCCUUGCCAUGGCUGCGCUGCGGGAGAAGGAGUCGAUGCGCAACAGCCUGGCCGAGUAAAGGUCCUGGUGGCCCAGCCCCGCAGCAGAUGCCCCCAGACUGAGGGGACCAGUCAGUCACCCUCCUUCCUGCUGGAUGGAAGUCAGAAGCCAAGCUUUCUCCCCGCCCGCUGUGGGCCGCACGUGCACUCGUCCCCACCACACACACGCACACAGGUGCACACACGCGCGCACACACGCACACACACACACACACACACACACAUACACACUCUGCGUAUCUGAGCGCGCCCCUCGCACUGGGUCUUACCUUUUGCACCUUCUUCAGGAUUUUAUAUGUGAAGAGAUUUUUAUAUAGAUUUUUUUUCCUUCCCCCCCCCCACACUAUUUACUUUGUUCAAAAAACCAAUUUCUGGACGGCGGCCCCCCCUCCGUCCCCAGCCCCGGGGGGCCCAGGGUUUCGGGCCCCGGGCCCCGGCCCCAGGGGGGGGGGGGGGGUCCAGCAGGGGCGCAGCGGCGGCCACGGCACCGUUGACUCUGGUGGGAGAGGCAGGGAGCCAGCCAGCCACCCUCUUCCUACCCUACCUCCCACUAACUACUUCCUGCCCCAAGGGGACCCACACCUUGGGACUCUGGACAGAGGGACAGAUGGGCAGAGGGAGCCGGCAGCUCCCUAAGGCUUCACCUCCUCCUCUGAGGGGGUGCUGGGCACGGAACCACUGGAGCCGCCCCAUGAAGGCGUUUCUCUUCUGCUCCAUGAGCCUUCUUAACUUAAUAAAAUAUUCCCGCGGCU
Molecule: messenger RNA, 6730 nt
Organism: Herpailurus yagouaroundi (jaguarundi)
Lineage: Eukaryota; Metazoa; Chordata; Mammalia; Carnivora; Felidae
Gene: TRIOBP
Product: TRIO and F-actin binding protein
Biological process (GO): positive regulation of substrate adhesion-dependent cell spreading
Cellular component (GO): actin cytoskeleton
Molecular function (GO): actin filament binding
Source: RefSeq, a predicted model, not a curated record